AUGAUAGAAAUAUCAGUAAUUUUACUUUUUCCGCUGCUUUCUCUACUGAUUCUGUUCUCCCUGGAACAAUGGUGGUCCCGGAGACACUUCCCACCUGGUCCUCUUUCUCUUCCAGUCUUUGGAAAUGCAUGGGCUCUCCAGAUGAGAAAUAAUGAAGACGUUUUGAAGAAGCUGGCCAAGAAAUAUGGAAAUAUGUACACAUUGUGGUUGGGGAAUCAAUCUGUAGUGGUGCUGUCUGGAUUCAAAGCUGUAAAAGAAGGUUUGGUUGGAUAUGGAGAAGAAUUUAGUGGUCGGGCUGUAAGUGCUUUCUUUUCAUCUCAAGGAAAAGGAAGGGGUAUUGUGUUUGCAAAUGGUCACAUCUGGAAGAAGCAGCGACAGAUUGGUAAUACUUCUUUGCGGUUGUUUGGACCAGGGAAUAAAAAGAUUGAGCAUCAUAUUAAAGAGGAAGCCCAGCAACUUAUAGAAAUCUUUACACGUACGCAAGGGCAGCCAUUUGAUCCUUCAUUGCCAUUGAUUUAUUCAGUCUCUAAUGUGAUGUGUGCUUUUAACUUGGGGCACCAGUUUGCACAUGAAGAUCAAAACUUCCAGAAGUUGGUUGAAAACAUAUUAUGCACUGUAAGAAUGACAGGUCGUGCUUUUCAUCUGGUUUAUGAGACAAUCCCUUGGUUGAUGAAACAUCUUCCUGGACCUCACCAGAAGCCUAUAGAGUCUGCCAAGUUUAUCCUUUCAUUUGUAAGGCAAGAAGUAGAAAGACACAAGCAAUAUCAAUCUCUGCAUGACCCACAGGAUUUCAUUGAUUUCUAUCUACUACAAAUGGAAAAGAACAAGGAUGACCUCAACUCUGUCUAUAAUGAAGAGAACCUGGCUUGCUGUCUGCUUGAAUUGUUUAUUGCUGGAGCAGAAACAACCUAUUCUAGCCUGAUGUGGGCAGUGCUUCUCUUGGUAAAUCAUCCCGACAUCCAAGAAAAAGUCCACAAGGAGAUUGAAGAUGUUUUUGGUGCUUCAGGAUCAAUUUCCUAUGAUGAUCGGCACAAGCUGCCCUACACCAAUGCUGUGAUACAUGAGACCCAACGAGCAAAAUAUGUUUUAUUUUUACCAAUACCUAGACAAAGCAUAAAAGAUGUGAAAAUGCGGGGUUUCCACAUUCCAAAGGGGACCAUUAUUGUGAGUGAUUUACGCUCUGUUCUCCUGGAUCCUGAAGAAUGGGAGACACCUGAAGAAUUCAACCCAAAUCACUUUUUAGACAAAGACGGGAAAUUUCAGACUCGAGAAGCAUUUAUGCCAUUUAGCGCAGGGCAACGUGCCUGUUUAGGAGAAAAGUUGUCAAGAAUUGAGAUGUUCAUCAUACUAACCAACCUGCUGAGGACUUUCCAUUUCCAGCCACCUGAAGGAGUGAAAAAGCUUGAUGAGAAACCUAUAGUAAGUGUGGGAUUAACUCCACAUCCUUUUAAAAUCUGUGCUGUUCCAUAUUACACAUCAUAA
Messenger RNA from Pseudonaja textilis, 1482 nucleotides. RefSeq names its product cytochrome P450 2J5-like. Gene Ontology annotation, cellular component: intracellular membrane-bounded organelle; cytoplasm. Gene Ontology annotation, molecular function: oxidoreductase activity, acting on paired donors, with incorporation or reduction of molecular oxygen, reduced flavin or flavoprotein as one donor, and incorporation of one atom of oxygen; iron ion binding; heme binding. Lineage: Eukaryota; Metazoa; Chordata; Lepidosauria; Squamata; Elapidae. Gene Ontology annotation, biological process: xenobiotic metabolic process. The record is from RefSeq and is a predicted model, not a curated record.